AUGUUUUUGGGGUGGAUGGAAAAGAACGAAAAAGAUCCGUUGGCGCGCACCCUUACUUACGUUGAGUUCCCAACUAAAUUUGUUUGGAAGAAGGACGAAAGGAUAUGGGAUAAACGCAUAAUAGGCAAAACCAUUGGUCGUAUUCAUUGUGUGAAUCCUUCUAUGGGCGAGACAUACUUUUUAAGAAUUCUUCUUAAUAAGGUAGUAGGUCCUAAGUAUUUUGAAGACAUUCGUACUGUGAAUGGACAAGUCUUCCCAACAUUUAGAGAUGCGUGCUACGCUAGAGGCCUUUUAGACGACGACAAGGAGUAUAUAGAAGCUAUCAAAGAGGCGUACUACACAGGUUCAGGUUACUAUCUUCGUAAUCUGUUUGCGACAAUGUUGGCGUAUAAUACAUUAUCAAAGCCUGAACAUGUUUGGGAAAAUACAUGGGAGUACCUUGCGGAUGGUAUUUUAUACAAUCGGCAAAAGCUUUUGAGGAUCGAAGGUUUGUCUCUUCCAGAAGAACAAAUAAGGAACCCAACAUUGCUGGAAAUUGAGCGUUACUUAUUACGUAGCAACUCAAGUUUAAGUCGGUUUCCGUCUAUGCCUCAACCCGAUAGUGAAUCAAUAUAUUCAGCAGACAACCGUUUAAUUGCUGACGAGCUUAGGUACGAUGUAAGCGCUACUGCCAUUGAAUUUGAUAAUAAUUUAAGCAGCCUAACCGAUGAGCAACGUUUAGUAUGUAAAGGCGAUAUUGUACUAAAUGUUGCAUCAAGUGGAAUCGCAUCUCUUUUGUUACCUGGUGGACGUACUGCACCUUCAAGGUUUCAUAUACCUUUAAAUUUAACAGAAACCUCGAUGUGUUUUAUUAAACCUGAUGAUGACGUUGCUGAUUUAUUGAAGAAAACGAAAUUGAUCAUUUGGGAUGAAGCACCGAUGAAUCAUAAACAUGCGUUUGAAGCACUUGACCGAACAAUGAAAGAUAUCUUCAAAUGUGAGAUGACAUUUGGUGGAAAAGUUAUGGUGUUCGGUGGUGACUUUAGACAAAUACUUCCGGUUGUACCAAAUGGCAGUAGGCGAUAUAUCGUAGAUAUAUCGUUAAUGCUUUAA
Helianthus annuus (common sunflower) is the source of this 1092-nucleotide messenger RNA. RefSeq lists its product as uncharacterized. Bases 1 to 1092 code for a protein of 363 amino acids. Gene Ontology annotation, molecular function: DNA helicase activity. NCBI's taxonomy places the organism in Eukaryota, Viridiplantae, Streptophyta, Magnoliopsida, Asterales, Asteraceae. The record is from RefSeq and is a predicted model, not a curated record. The transcript has 3 exons. Gene Ontology annotation, biological process: telomere maintenance; DNA repair.